Gymnodraco acuticeps is the source of this 2980-nucleotide messenger RNA. RefSeq names its product very long-chain acyl-CoA synthetase-like. Gene Ontology annotation, molecular function: long-chain fatty acid transmembrane transporter activity; long-chain fatty acid-CoA ligase activity. The coding region runs from base 84 to 1943 and encodes 619 amino acids. The transcript has 10 exons. NCBI's taxonomy places the organism in Eukaryota, Metazoa, Chordata, Actinopteri, Perciformes, Bathydraconidae. The record is from RefSeq and is a predicted model, not a curated record.
CCUUGUCACACACUUCACAUGAAUAAAAUUCAUUUCUCUGCCUCUCCGUGACACAUGCCUCCUGCGUUGUGGUCUCUGCAAAAAUGUACAUUUGGUUCACCGUUUUAGCCGGACUGGCUCUUCUGUCCCUCUCCUUCAUCAGGACACUUUUCCCGUACUUAGGCGAUGACUGCGCGUACAUCCUGAGGAGCAUUAAACUCGGCAUCAGGCUCACCAAGUACAAGAAAGGCAAACAGUUUUACAGCGUCUUGGACUGCUUUUUGGAUGCAGUGAAGAGCCAUCCGAAUAAGAUCUUUGUGCACUUUGAAGGGCGGGAGUAUACGUAUGGAGAGGUGGAUAAACAGAGCAACAAGGUGGCCCGGGCUCUGCAGACUGAAGCCCGGCUGAAGGAGGGGGAUGCGGUCGCCUUGUUUCUGGCCAACGAGCCCAGUUUCAUUUGGACUUGGCUCGGUUUGGCCAAGCUGGGCUGUCCGGCUGCUUUGCUCAACGUUAACAUCAGAUCAAAGUCUCUGCUGCACUGUUUCUCCUGCUGCGGGGCAAAAGUGAUCAUUGCUUCUGAAGAGCUGCAGGGAGCUGUGGAGGAGGUUCUACCGACGCUGACGGAGCAAGGCAUCAGUGUGUUCCUCCUGUCAGAGGCCUGCAGCACCCCGGGAAUCAACUCUUUGUCUGACAAGAUCUCCCAUGCCUCGGAUCAGCCAAUGUCCCGGGACCUCCGGGCCAACGUCACCAUCAGGAGCACUGCUCUGUACAUCUACACAUCGGGCACCACAGGUUUGCCUAAAGCAGCCGUUGUCACCCAUGAGAGGGUUUGGGCCGCCUCCUUCAUCCAGGCAGCGUGUGGCAUCACAUCAGAGGACAUCUUCUACAUCAACCUGCCGCUCUACCACAGCGCAGGCUUCCUCAUCGGGAUGGUGGGAGCCAUCGAUAGAGGUAUAACUAUUGUUCUGAAGAGGAAGUUCUCUGCCUCUCAGUUCUGGGACGACUGCAGGAAGUACAAUGUGACCGUGAUGCAGUACAUCGGGGAAACAAUGCGCUACCUCUGCAACACACCCAGGAAAGACAAUGAGAGGAACCAUGGAGUGAAGGUCGCCAUCGGUAACGGAGCCCGCACUGAUAUUUGGACAGAGUUUCUGGAUCGCUUCGGGGAGAUUAAAGUCAGAGAGUUGUACGCUGCCACCGAGGGAAACAUCGGCUUCAUCAACUACACGUCCAAGAUCGGAGCCGUGGGGCGGGUCAAUUUCGUCCACAGGUUUUUCUUCCCGUACACUUUGAUCAAGUUUGACACUGAGAAGGAGGAACCUGUGAGGAACUCUGAGGGUCUGUGUAUCGAGGCAAUCGCAGGUGAGACGGGGCUCAUGGUGGGGAGGAUCACUCAGAGGUCUCCCUUCGUUGGAUACGCUGGCAACCAUCAGCAGACCGAGAAGAAGAGGCUGCGUGACGUGAGGAAAAAAGGCGACCUGUACUUCAACACCGGAGAUUUACUCCGGUUUGAUGAGAUGAACUUUGUGUACUUUAUGGAUCGAGUGGGUGACACUUUCAGAUGGAAGGGAGAAAACGUUGCCACAUCAGAGGUUGCAGAUAUUCUCACAUUGGCUAACAGCAUUUUGGAGGCAAAUGUCUACGGUGUUAAAGUUGAAGGUCACGAGGGGCGGAUCGGCAUGGCAGCUGUCACUCUGAAAGAAGAAGACUUUGAUUGUUUGCACGCCUACAAGCAGGUCGUCAACUACCUCCCCGCGUACGCAAGACCUCGAUUCAUCAGGAUUCAGCCCUGCCUGGAGAUGACUGGGACGUUCAAGAUGAAGAAAGUGAAAUUGGUGGAGGAGGGAUUCGACCCGGCUCACAUCGAAGAUCCUCUGUACUUUUUAGAUCCGGAGAAGAAGUCGUACGUUCCCCUGACGGAGGAAAUCUACAGAGCGAUCGGUGCAAGGGAAAUCAAACUCUAACCUCAUCAUUGAACAAGACGAUUGUUUACAAAGAUGCAACAUUUCAUUCAUGGAGCUUGUUUAUAAAAAUGAACUAAUCUCAGGAACGGACGGACUAUGAAGCGUUACGUCAUGUUUCAAUAACCUAAUUUUACUAACAUUUUUGAUUCCUCAAGUUGACCUCAGCUCUAAAUCUCAAGAAUAUGAAAGUCAUUUACACUAACUGUUUGUCUCUUUUUUGAUUUAAAUACCCCUUUUAGAUCAAAUAUGUCUACCUCCCGAAUAUAGAAAAUUGUGCAAAUCACCAUUAAAUCCUUCUGUUGACCCGGAAAGAUCUUUAAGCUGUUUUAAAUUAAACAUAUUAACGUUUUUUUCUUACUUCCCCUCGCAAGGUAAACUUCCUUUUCAGCAGUUUCUUACCCAAGCUGUACGAUGUGAAAAAUAAAUGCUGCCCAUAUCUUUUCUGCGGUUUGUUUGAUAUAUAUUUUGUCCGGCGAGACAUUCAUCCACAGUCAUAUGAGAGCUGGAUUGUAAAGAAAUUGCGAUCCCCGGACCAACUCUUCCCAUACAUCCUGUACCACAAAGCGUACGAAACAGGCGAAAACAUGGAGUAUCUUCAGAUACAUGUUUACUUGAAUAUAUUAUAUAUUAUAAGCAAUCCUACACUUGGACACUCAGGCCAAAAGGAGCGACUCAAUGUAGGCUUGCAAGUGGGAAACAUCCAAGAUUUUGAGGGAAGAAAUCUUUAUGACUUUCCAUAUUUAACGCGUCCACUCCCGACUUUGAGAGAGCAGAGGAGCGUCGAUCGUUAAGAGUCUCUCUCAUCACCUCCACAGCGUAAGACUCCUCUGUUUCUGUCACUGCCGAAGAACCACAACUAAACCUCAUUGGCAGAAAAUGUGAAUAUCCAGGGUUUCAAGUAGAGAUAUGGCAGGUUAGGGCCCUAAAUAUUAUAAUAGUGCAUGUGGUAAUUACCUGAAAAUCAGCCUUGACAAAUGUGUGUGAAAUGAUUAUAUUCUUGUACAUUUUAUAAAUUAAACAGAUUGACCCCCAAAUAA